This is a messenger RNA of Ilyonectria robusta, 420 nucleotides long. RefSeq lists its product as uncharacterized. Bases 1 to 420 code for a protein of 139 amino acids. The record is from RefSeq and is a predicted model, not a curated record. The transcript has a single exon. Lineage: Eukaryota; Fungi; Ascomycota; Sordariomycetes; Hypocreales; Nectriaceae.
AUGGUGACGCCUGUGAUUCGAACGUAUGAUGAACCUUGCAAGCUCUUUGGGAGAAAGAUUCAUGAGAAAGAUUCAUCCAGUGUAUCUCCAAUCGAUAGUCACUUCUCCGUCACAAUGCUAGAAAAGCCAACCAAGUCGCAAGUCCUGGACGAAUUCAAAGAUGUGAGGAUCUGCCACUUCGUAUGCCACGGUGUGGCAAGUGCAGAGUUUCCCGAGUGGGGUGCGCUCAUUGUAGGGAACUCUAUGCAAGAGGAGUUGAGAAUCGAAGACCUUGAUCUUGUUCACAAUGACCAGGCUCAAAUUACCUAUCUAUCUGCCUGCUCAACGGCAGAAAUUAAACAGGCCCCCCUCGUCGACGAAAACAUCCACCUCGCAAGUUCAUUCCUACUGUCUGGGUUCCCUCAUGUAGUUGCAUCUUAG